Molecule: messenger RNA, 2822 nt
Organism: Klebsormidium nitens
Lineage: Eukaryota; Viridiplantae; Streptophyta; Klebsormidiophyceae; Klebsormidiales; Klebsormidiaceae
Source: the annotation of a GenBank genome assembly
AACCGUUUGAAGAAGGGGCCUCGUUAUGGAGGCAAUGUGAUCAAGGCAACUUGGGUAUUGUCGUGCAGUCAAGGAAGGCGCCCGCCGGUGUGCAUGCGUUGCACAACAGAAUUAUGGUCUGAUCCUGAGGGGGAGAGCAGCGUUCAAAGGUUUUAGAGUAUUUAAGACUGCGGGCGCUUGGUGUUGAAUUGGCAUUGGGGCUUUCAAGAACACAAGACAAUGCAAUCCCAAAGAAAUCAACGUGACGAGCUGUCUGAGUCUGAGGUGAUGCUGGCAAGUGCACAUGCAGCACGGAGGGUGGCUACAACGCUCAGGCAUCUGGUACCUUAUACUACAUCCCGGUCCACAGAAGCUGUCCAGGAUGACGUUAGCAGCCGGGUGUGCUCUUCCGCUGGUGGAGACAAGCCUCACGGGAAGAAUGAGGCAGUGGACGUUGGAACUGCAUUCCACAGGAACCACUGGCCCCACAUCCUCUCUCGCAAGCAGUACGAGGCGAUGUACCGGUGGUCGGUUGAGGACCCCCAGAGCUUUUGGGGCAGCAUUGCGGCGCAGCUGCACUGGGAACGACCGUGGGACAAGGGACAGCCGAUUUGCAGCUACAACUUCAACCUGGACAAGGGGCCCAUCUACGUCAAGUGGUUCCCGGGAGGCCGGACGAACGUGUGCUUCAACGCCUUGGACCGCCACGUGCUGAGCGGGAACGGCAACAAGGCCGCCAUCCUGUUUGAGGGCAAUGACGUCGGCAUCGACCGGCGGCUGACGUAUCAGAACAUGCUGGAGCUGGUCUGUCAGAUUGCCAACUACUUGCGGUCGCUCGGAGUCAAGAAGGGCGACACGGUGUGCAUCUACAUGCCCAUGGUCCCCGAGCUCCCGGCCACCAUGCUCGCCUGCGCGCGCAUCGGGGCGAUCCACUCGGUUGUGUUUGGCGGGUUCAGCGCGGAGUCUCUGGCCGGCCGCAUGUCCGACUGCCGUCCGAAGCUGCUGGUCACGUGCAACGCCGUCCGCCGGGGCGCCAAGGUGCUGAACCUCAAGGAGAUCGCGGACAAAGCGCUCGAGCUGUGCGAGAAGAAGGAAGGGGUCCGAGUUGGUCAGAGCCUCGUUUUUGAGAAUGCCAACGCCACCAAACGCUCUGACACCGCCUGGAAGAACGGGCGCGACGUUUGGUGGCAGGACGUCAUCCCCCGGCAGUCAAAGAACGCGCCCGUCGAGUGGAUGGACUCCGAGGACCCGCUCUUUAUGCUGUACACGAGCGGGAGUACCGGCAAACCUAAGGGCGUGAUGCACACUGUUGGGGGCUACAUGGUCUACGCCGCGACGACUUUCAAGUUCACUUUCGACUAUCACGACGAUGAUGUAUUCUGGUGCACAGCGGACUGCGGCUGGAUCACUGGGCACACGUACCUGGCUUACGGACCACUGCUGAACGGGGCCACGUGCGUUGUUUUUGAGGGCGUGCCCACGUAUCCGGACGCCGGACGGUGCUGGCAGAUCGUGGACAAGUACAAGGUGUCCAUCUUUUACACGGCACCCACGGCCAUCCGCUCCAUGGAGAAGGAAGGCGACCGGUUUGUGAAGAAGUACUCGCGGAAGUCGCUCCGGGUGUUGGGAACGGUGGGCGAGCCCAUCAACCCCAAAGCCUGGUGGUGGUACUUCGACGUUGUUGGAGACGGUCGCUGCCCAAUCGUCGACACGUGGUGGCAGACCGAGACUGGGGGCAACAUGAUUUCUCCGAUGGCCGGGGCUUGGGACCUGAAGCCGGGCUCCGCCACGCUUCCUUUCUUCGGUGUCCAACCUGUCCUGCUCGACGAGAAGGGCCGCGAGAAAGAAGGCGCGACCGACGGGAACUUGUGUAUCAAAGCGCCCUGGCCUGGUAUCGCACGCACGCUGUUUGGAGAUCACGAGAGGUUCCAACAGACCUACUUCUCGACAUACAAGGGAUAUUACGUCACCGGAGAUGGCGCUAGAAGAGACGAGGACGGGUAUAUUUGGCUGACGGGCCGGACCGAUGACGUCAUCAACGUCAGCGGGCAUAGAAUCAGUACGUCAGAAGUGGAAGCGGCUCUGAACGCCCAUCCCGCGUGUGCCGAGUCGGCGGUGGUUGGGUUUGACCACGAGAAGGGCGUGCGCUCCGAGAUCGGCGGCUUCGCGGCGCCUGACGUCAUCCACUGGGCGACGGGCCUGCCCAAGACUCGCAGCGGCAAAAUCAUGCGCCGGAUCCUCCGAAAGAUUGCCGCCAACAAACUGGACGAGCUGGGAGACGUGAGCUCUUUGGCAGAUCCCUCUGUCAUCGACGCGCUUAUCAAGUUGAAAGGAAAGUAAUCUUGGUUCUUCGGGAAGUUGGAUCGAACGUAAAACUUCAAGGUCAUAGAUCACGUGGCUUGAAGAGCAGUCGGUCAUCUUGUUUUUGCUUAUGCUAGCGAAGUCAACGGUAGAAACAAAGAGUGGAAGGUAGGAUGAGUCCAGCCGAGCGAAGGCAACAGCUUGAUUCGGUCCCAUUGUCACUUUGGUCUGCGGCACUCGACGGCCGGGAAACGUAGGCACCAUCAGAGAACGUUCAAAGAGGAGCAGAGCUCACAUGUACAGUUAAGUCUGCAUAGCUUUGUCUUAAGUUAAAAAUGGUUAGGUGAAUAGGACUAGGUCGUUAAUUAGGGUGAGAUGUAAUUUAGUUCCGUGCAUCAAGGUCAGAGGUGCCUAUACUAGGAGAGACAGACCACAUAGUUGAGAACUCGGAAUUUGCAGAUCCGACAGUCCCAAGUUGCGUGGUUGGAUCAAUUCGAGCAUAUGCACGGGAAACCUCCGACAAGUUGUAGUCGGACUCGACU